AUGAAGGGAAUCGAGACGUCGGGCCCCGACGAGGGAGCCUGUGAUCAGGGCGUGGUGGAGAGUAGCAGAGGGGACCCGAGAGUAACAAAAAAAAGGAGGAUGAUCACGAGGCUCAUGCACCUGGGGGAUCCGGGGAUAUUCGAGGAUGAGGUCUCCGAUCGUCUCGACCGCCCUUCGUCCCCGAUCGUCUCGACCGCCCUUCAUCCCCGAACGCUGUCGUCGUUUCAGGAGAGGCUCCUGCUGUCGGUGUUGCCGGAGCACGUGGCGGCGGACAUGCGGCGGGACAUGGAGAAGGGCGAGGAGCCAUCCCAGUUCAAGACCAUCUACAUGAGCCGGCACGAGAACGUCAGCAUCCUGUUCGCGGACAUCGUGGGCUUCACGGCCAUUUCCUCCACCUACUCCGCGUCGGAGCUGGUGCAGAUCCUCAACGAGCUCUUCGCCCGGUUCGACCGACUGGCCGAGAAAUAUCAUCAGCUACGGAUCAAGAUCCUGGGGGAUUGUUAUUACUGCAUCAGCGGGGCCCCAGAGGAUCGCGAGGACCACGGGGUCCUGUGCGUCCACAUGGGCCUCUCCAUGGUGGAAGCGAUCAAGUACGUGAGAGAGCUGACGGGAAGCCCCGUGGACAUGAGGGUGGGGAUCCACACGGGAGCCGUCCUCGCGGGGGUCCUCGGCCAGCGCCAGUGGCACUACGACGUCUACUCCAAGGACGUCAUCCUGGCGAACAAGAUGGAGAGCGCGGGGAUGCCAGGGAGGGUGCACGUGUCCAACGUCACGCUGGCGACGCUGGGGGAUGCGUUCGAAGUGGAGGCGGCGUGGGCGGAGAAGAGGGAGGAGGCGCUCCGACUCGCAGGGCUCAAGACCUAUUUCAUCGUUCGCAUCCUUAUUCCCUUCCAGGAGGGAACGGAGGAACCGAACGGGGACAUCGCGGUCCUGCUGGACCCCGAGUUCUCCGACAACGACGUCCUCUCCCGCGAGAACUCCCUCACGGAGUCCAACUGCGCCCUGUCGGAGCGGGACAGGGAGGGCGGGUCGGGGAGCACGCGGCGGGAGGAGCGUCGGACCCUCCUCUAUCGCAAGAGACUCCGGAAGGAACUCGUCAACCGAGAGGCGCAUGAGGCCGUGCUUCGGAGAAGCGUGAAGCAGCCGUUCCUCAAGUUUGUCAAGGCGGAGAUGGAGAAGGAGUUCCAGGAGCAAGGGGGACUGGAGGACGACUCCAAGCUGUCCCCUGCGGUCCUCGCCGUCAUCUUCUUCGCCACGAGUGUGGCCCAGCUCGUCGUUCUUCCCAGGGACGUGGCAUCGCUGUCGACGCUGACGGCCGGCUUCCUCAUCUUCCCCGUCUUCCUCUCCGUCGUCCUCCCCUGCAUCAGGCCACCCGUGAGUCCCGCAACUCGGCCCGCCGAGCCCGGAAAGCGUCUGGAGGCGGGCACCGCUGCAGACUCGCUAUUCCUUGCGCCGCCUCCACUUGAUUUCCUCGGCUUAGCGGUCCCCACGCUGAAAGCGUGGGGAUGCAUGGAACGGAAUGGGAGGAUGCGUGAAAUGGGGGGAUGCACUUCCAUCCAGGUUUGCCGGAAACGGUUGGAGAGGAUAUGGGAGAGGAUGGAGAGAAGUUUUUGGGUCCGGAGCCUCUACGUCAUCGGCCUUGUCGCCAUCCUGCUCCUCCUCAAUAUCAUCGACAUGGUGUUCUGCAAGCCUGCAUUGGACGUGUACGCCCAGACAGGAACGGAGGUGACGAGAACAAACGACACCGCGUCUCCUUCCCCUUCCCUCGACUACUGCCUGUACCCGGCUUACUUCGCCCACUUCGGGAUCCUCAUGCUGAUCGGCGUGUCCCUGCUGGCCCAUCUGGACCAUGUGACCAAAGGCCUGCUGAUCCUGGGGAUCUCAGCGACCCACGUCCUCCUGAUUCUCCUCCCUCCCGUCGAGACGGUGUUCUCCGCCGCUCAACGGGCCAUGGGGCUUCCCUUCCUCGGCGGAGUGCUCGAAGAAAAGCACGAGGUCUGCUUGAGCUUCCUUCUCAUCUCCUUAGUUUUCCUCUUCUUCACCCGCCAGCUGGAGAAGACGCAGCGGGUGCUGUUCAUCUGGAAGGCGGCCAUCUCGGAGCAGCGGGAGAGGGCGGCCGCCAUUCGGAGGCAUAAUCAGCAUUCCACUCCCUAUGAACUCACUCAGGCUCUGGUGUUCAACAUCCUGCCCCCGCACGUGGCAGCUCACUUCAUGCAGAGCAAGCGGCUCAAGCAUUCCACCCUCUACUCCCAAUCUUACGCCGAGGUCGGCGUGCUCUUCGCCUCCAUCCCCAACUUCUCCGAUUUCUACUCGGAGGAGACGGUGAACAACCAGGGAUUGGAGUGCCUCAGGUUUCUCAACGAGGUCAUCUCCGACUUCGAUGCACUGUUGGAGUCCUCGGAGUUCUACGAGAUCAGCAAGAUCAAAACAAUCGGCUCCACGUACAUGGCGGCCAGUGGACUCACCCCAACUCGAAAAGUCCUCCCAAACAUGUCGAUCCGGAAACGGUGGUGGCACUUGUCCCUCCUGGUGGAAUUCGCCUUCAGGCUUCGCGAGACCCUCAACGCCAUCAACGAACAAUCCUUCAAUAACUUCAUCCUCAAAAUGGGUAUCAAUCACGGCCCGAUCACGGCAGGGGUGAUAGGAGCCCGGAAGCCCCAUUAUGAUAUAUGGGGGAACACGGUGAACGUGGCGAGUCGGAUGGAGAGCACCGGAAGGGCCGGCUUCAUUCAGGUUACCCAGGAGACGCAGGAGAUUCUGUCCCAAUUCGGGUACCAGUUCGAGGCCCGGGGUCUGGUCCAGGUGAAGGGCAAAGGGGAACUAAUGACCUACUACUUGAUCGGGAAGGAGGAGGGGGCACCUCUUUUCUCCUCGCCCGAGUCGGAACCGGUGGACACGAACUAUGAACUUGGUCCCACCCGUGGUCUCGAUGUGAAGCUGGGCCUUCACAUCGUUCACUUCAAGUUCACUUCACAUGACCAGGGGUUUGUGACACCAUGA
Molecule: messenger RNA, 3000 nt
Organism: Darwinula stevensoni
Lineage: Eukaryota; Metazoa; Arthropoda; Ostracoda; Podocopida; Darwinulidae
Source: the annotation of a GenBank genome assembly